CGGACUGAGUGCCGGAGGGGCGGCAGGCAGGCAGGCAGGCAGGAAGCGGCUCCGUCAGGCAGGAGGAGCCGCCGCGCGACUUUCGGAAUACAGAUCCAUGCCAGGCUCGCCGGGGGUUUCAUGAAGCCGGGCUGUGUGUGGAUUACCUCGCCGUAAUUCCGAGGAGAGAGAGGGCGACGGGGAGCGCCUGGGGAGCGGCGAGGCGAAAGAGUCCUUCUGGAGCCUGGAAUCAUGUGAGGAACAUUGCUGUGGCAAGAGACACACACAGGGAGUUUUGAGGUUCACACUCCCUUUCCUCCUCACUCUCCACCACAGGAUGGAACAGAGAAAGAUCUGGCCUCGGAUAUGGGACUCCGAAGACUCAUCAGUGGCCUUGAUGUUUCUUUGCCUGGUUUUAUUUUCAUUGAACGCCACUAGCACUCCCGUCUAUAAUACCUUCCACUCUGAGAACCGUGAUUGGACUUUCAACCAUUUGACUGUCCAUCAGGCCACUGGAGCAGUCUAUGUGGGAGCCAUCAAUCGGGUUUACAAGCUGUCUGGAAACUUGACCAUCUUGGUUGCUCACAAGACAGGACCAGAGGAGGACAACAAGUCCUGCUACCCACCACUCAUAGUGCAGCCCUGCACUGAGAUCCUAACACUGACUAACAAUGUGAACAAGCUGCUGAUAAUUGAUUACACAGAAAAUAGGCUGUUGGCCUGUGGGAGCCUCUACCAAGGAGUCUGCAAGCUGCUGCGAUUGGAUGAUCUCUUCAUCCUGGUGGAACCAUCUCACAAGAAGGAACACUAUCUUUCCAGUGUUAACAAAACUGGCACUAUGUAUGGAGUUAUAGUUCGCUCUGAGGGUGAGGAUGGGAAGCUUUUCAUUGGUACAGCAGUAGAUGGCAAGCAGGAUUACUUCCCCACUCUUUCCAGCCGGAAGCUGCCACGUGACCCAGAGUCAUCAGCUAUGUUGGAUUAUGAGCUUCACAGUGACUUUGUUUCGUCACUCAUAAAAAUCCCUUCAGACACACUGGCCUUGGUCUCACACUUUGACAUCUUUUAUAUCUAUGGAUUUUCCAGUGGCAACUUUGUCUAUUUUCUGACUGUCCAGCCAGAGACUCCUGAGGGUGUCUCCAUCAAUUCAGCUAGCGAUCUCUUCUACACAUCUCGAAUUGUGCGUCUCUGCAAGGAUGACCCCAAGUUCCACUCCUAUGUUUCUCUGCCAUUUGGUUGUGUCAAAGGUGAUGUGGAAUAUCGCCUCCUACAGGCAGCCUACCUUUCCAAGCCUGGGGAGGUGCUGGCCAGGUCCCUCAAUAUUACUGCCCAGGAUGAUGUCCUUUUUGCCAUUUUCUCCAAGGGACAAAAGCAGUAUCACCAGCCCCCUGAUGACUCAGCUCUUUGCAUCUUUCCCAUCCGUGCUAUCAAUGCCCAAAUUAAGGAGCGCUUACAGUCUUGCUACCAAGGGGAAGGCAACUUGGAACUCAACUGGCUGCUUGGGAAAGAUGUUCAGUGUACCAAGGCGCCAGUCCCAAUAGAUGACAACUUCUGUGGGUUGGACAUUAACCAGCCACUGGGAGGUUCCAUACCAGUAGAAGGGGUGACUCUUUACACAUCCAGCCGCGAUCGGAUGACUUCUGUCACUUCAUAUGUCUACAAUGGCUACAGUGUGGUGUUCGUGGGCACCAAGAGUGGCAAGCUGAAGAAGAUCCGAGCAGAUGGGCCUCCUCAUGGUGGCAUUCAGUAUGAAAUGGUGCCAGUUUUCAAGGACGGGAGUCAUAUCCUUCGUGACAUGGCCUUCUCCACAGAUCAUAAUUACCUCUAUGUCAUGUCAGAAAGACAGGUGUCUCAGGUUCCCGUUGAAUCAUGUGAACAGUACACAACCUGUGGAGAAUGUCUGAGUUCAGGAGACCCUCACUGUGGUUGGUGUGCUCUGCACCAUACGUGUUCCCGGAGGGACAAGUGUGAGAGGGCAGAUGAACCAUAUCGAUUUGCAGCCAGCAUCAAGCAAUGCAUGAGCAUCAUUGUGCAACCCAGCAGUAUCCCGGUUUCUGAGCACAGCCUUCCGCUCAGCUUGCUGGUGAGAGACGCACCUGACCUGUCGACUGGUAUCACUUGCGUAUUUGGAAACCUCACUGAAGUUGAAGGCCAAGUUUUGGGCAACCAAAUUGUAUGCAUUUCACCAGCAUCAAAAGAUGUUCCUGCCAUACCUGUGGACCAAGAUUGGUUUGGGAUAGAGCUGCUUCUGAAAUCCAGAGAGACGGGCAAGAUGUUUGUCAGUACAGAGUUCAAGUUCUACAACUGCAGUGCCCACCAGCUGUGCCUGUCUUGUGUGAACAGUGCUUUUCGUUGCCACUGGUGUAAAUAUCGAAACCUCUGCACUCAUGAUCCCACAACGUGUUCGUUUCAAGAGGGGAGGAUCAAUGUCUCUGAGGAUUGCCCACAGCUGUUCCGUACAGAAGAGAUUUUGAUCCCUGUUGGUGAAGUGAAGCCCAUCACCCUGAAGGCUAGAAAUUUACCUCAGCCUCAGUCCGGCCAGCGUGGCUAUGAGUGUGUCCUCAACAUCCAAGGGGUAGUCUAUCGGGUGCCUGCUCUGCGCUUCAAUAGUUCAAGUGUCCAGUGCCAGAAUAGUUCUUAUCUCUAUGAUGGAAUGGACAUAAGUAACUUAGCAGUAGAUUUUGCUGUGGUUUGGAAUGGAAACUUCAUUAUUGACAACCCAGAGGAUUUGAAAGUUCACCUGUACAAAUGUGCAGCCCAGCGGGAAAGUUGUGGGUUGUGCCUGAAAGCAGAUCAGAAAUUUGAGUGUGGCUGGUGCACUGGAGAAGGGAGGUGUACUCUGCGUCAGCACUGCCCCUCUCCUAUUGGUGGAUGGGGAAGGUGGCUCGACUGGUCAAGCAGGAAUGUCAAAUGCUCCAACCCACGAAUCACUGAGAUCCUAACAGUGUCGGGCCCACCAGAGGGAGGAACACGAGUUACAAUUCGUGGUGUUAACCUGGGCCUGGAUUUCUCCGAGAUCGCCCACAACGUACAAGUGGCUGGUGUGGAAUGUACUCCAUUGGAGGAGCAGUACAUUAUUGCUGAACAAAUUGUGUGCGAGAUGGGACAGGCUGAGCCUGACAUCAGUUCCGGCCCUGCACUUCUCUGUAUUGGAGAGUGCAAGUCAGAAUUUGUGGCCAAGUCUGCACAGCAUUACACAUUUGUGAACCCUGCAGUGAGCACCUUGAGUCCUAGCCGUGGACCAGAGUCAGGAGGGACUAUGGUGACCAUCGCUGGCCAUUUUCUGGGGGCUGGCAGCAGUGUAUCGGUGUUGCUGGGUAACCAGACCUGCGAGUUUUAUGGGAGGUCCAUAAACGAAAUUGUGUGUGUGUCGGCACCUUCCACUCAUGGCCUUGGCUCUGUCCAUGUCUCAGUCAGUGUGGACCGGGCCCAGUUAGAGAGCAUGUUGCAGUUUGAGUAUAUUGAUGACCCCAGAGUUCAACGUAUUGAUCCUGAGUGGAGCAUUGCCAGCGGCCACACACCUCUGACUGUCGCAGGGUCCAACCUGGAUGUCAUACAAGAGCCCAGGAUCCGAGUGAAGUACAAUGGCAAAGAAUCUGUCAAUGUAUGCAAAGUUGUGAAUUCAACCACCCUAACUUGCCUGGCUCCCUCCCUCACUCUGGAGUACCGACCUGGUUUGGAUGCUGUUGAGCGACCUGAUGAGUUUGGAUUCAUCUUUAACAAUGUUCAGUCCUUGCUGAUUUACAAUGACACCAAGUUUAUCUAUUACCCAAACCCUACCUUUGAACUUCUGAGUGCCACUGGGGUGCUAGAUCAGAAGCCAGGCUCACCCAUAAUCUUGAAGGGUAAAAAUCUGUGUCCCCCUGCCACUGGUGGAGCAAAGCUGAAUUACACUGUUCUGAUUGGAGAGACUCCUUGUGCUGUCACCGUCUCUGAGACCCAGCUGCUGUGUGAGCCGCCAAAUCUCACCGGACAACACAAAGUUAUGGUACAUGUAGGUGGCAUCAUCUUCUCCCCUGGCUCAGUGAAUGUGAUCUCGGACAGCCUCCUGACCUUGCCAGCUAUUGUCAGCAUUGCAGCAGGAGGCAGCCUUCUUCUAAUCAUCGUCAUUAUUGUCCUCAUUGCUUACAAGCGCAAAUCUCGUGAAAACGACCUAACCCUCAAGAGGCUACAGAUGCAGAUGGACAACCUAGAGUCUCGGGUGGCCCUUGAAUGUAAAGAAGCUUUUGCAGAGCUGCAGACAGACAUCAACGAGUUAACCAGCGACCUGGACCGCUCAGGGAUCCCGUACCUUGACUAUCGCACAUAUGCCAUGAGGGUCCUCUUCCCUGGCAUAGAGGACCACCCUGUCCUGCGUGAACUCGAGGUGCAAGGGAAUGGACAGCAGAAUGUUGAAAAGGCCUUGAAGCUAUUUGCCCACCUGAUCAAUAACAAGGUCUUUCUGCUGACAUUCAUCCGUACCCUGGAGAUGCAGCGAAGUUUCUCUAUGCGUGACCGUGGCAAUGUGGCUUCCCUCAUCAUGACAGGACUUCAGGGAAAGCUAGAAUAUGCCACUGAUGUCCUGAAGCAGUUGCUCUCUGAUCUGAUUGAGAAGAACCUGGAGAACAAGAAUCAUCCCAAGCUUCUCCUGCGCAGGACUGAAUCAGUGGCUGAGAAGAUGUUGACUAAUUGGUUUGCUUUCCUUCUCCACAAAUUCCUAAAGGAAUGUGCUGGAGAGCCACUCUUCAUGUUGUACUGCGCCAUCAAGCAACAGAUGGAGAAAGGCCCAAUUGAUGCCAUUACGGGGGAGGCACGUUAUUCCCUGAGUGAGGACAAGCUGAUCCGGCAGCAGAUUGAAUACAAAACUCUAAUCUUGAACUGUGUGAAUCCAGACAAUGAGAACAGUCCUGAGAUUCCUGUGAAAGUGUUGAACUGUGACACCAUCACUCAGGUCAAAGAGAAGAUUCUGGAUGCAGUGUAUAAAAAUGUCCCAUACUCACAAAGGCCACGAGCUGUUGACAUGGACUUGGAGUGGCGGCAAGGCCGAAUAGCACGUGUGGUCCUUCAGGAUGAAGAUAUCACCACAAAGAUUGAGGGUGACUGGAAGCGGCUAAACACCUUGAUUCAUUAUCAGGUGUCUGAUCGCUCUGUAGUGGCCCUUGUUCCUAAGCAGACCUCAUCCUACAACAUUCCCGCCUCUGCCAGCAUAUCACGGACCUCAAUUAGCAGAUAUGCUUCUUUUUCCUCCUGCCCAGAUUCCACAUUUCGGUACACAGGCAGCCCAGACAGUCUCCGUUCCAGGGCUCCCAUGAUUACCCCAGACCUAGAGAGUGGGGUGAAAGUCUGGCACUUAGUCAAGAACCAUGACCACGGUGACCAGAAGGAAGGUGAUCGGGGCAGUAAGAUGGUGUCAGAGAUCUACCUGACAAGGCUGCUUGCUACAAAGGGUACGCUGCAAAAGUUUGUGGAUGACUUGUUCGAGACCUUGUUCAGCACUGUGCACCGAGGCAGCGCUCUCCCACUGGCCAUCAAAUAUAUGUUUGAUUUCUUGGAUGAGCAAGCGGAUAAGCACGGCAUCCACGACACUGACGUGAGGCACACAUGGAAGAGCAACUGCCUUCCCCUCCGUUUCUGGGUGAAUGUAAUUAAAAAUCCACAGUUUGUCUUCGACAUCCAUAAGGGAAGUAUCACAGAUGCCUGCCUCUCAGUUGUGGCCCAGACCUUUAUGGAUUCUUGCUCCACCUCAGAGCACCGUCUGGGCAAGGACUCCCCCUCCAACAAGCUGCUCUAUGCUAAGGACAUACCCAGCUAUAAAAGCUGGGUAGAGAGGUAUUAUGCAGACAUUGCAAAACUCCCAGCCAUCAGUGACCAAGAUAUGAAUGCCUACCUCGCAGAACAGUCACGCCUGCACUCUAUUGAUUUCAACAUGCUGAGUGCACUCAAUGAAAUCUAUUCCUAUGUCAGCAAAUACAGUGAGGAGAUCAUCGGGGCUCUGGAGCAGGAUGAGCAGGCGCGCCGGCAGCGCUUGGCAUACAAAGUAGAACAGCUUAUUGGUGCCAUGUCUAUGGAGAGCUGAAGAAAGGAGCAGGAUCUCCUGGAACAAAGAGAUGGAAGUAGUUGCCUCAAAAACUUCUGGGAACUGAGUAAAACCAGCAAGGAGGCUGCUGGGAACACACCUAAAGUAUACUGUGAUAACAUCCACCGAGGAAGAGAUGUUAGCCCAGAUACGUAGCUCAAAAUUCGAUCAUCAGAUUUCAGUCAAAAGGACAGGAGAAAACCAGUAACAAUGGGACAUCUGAAAAGGAAACCAGUUGGGUUUGCCAAGAAGUUCAGUUCCUCAAGUUGUACACCUAGAAAGGUUCUGGGAAGCCUAGAUUCCUCCAUGACUGCUGCUUUGCAUGAAAGUUGUUUGAUGUAUAUUAGGAGAUAACAAAAAUGCUAUUUAAAGUUUUGUUUUGUUUUUUAAAGAAAAAGGAAAGAGAGAAGGAAAAAAAAGAAUUGUAACAAAAACCACAGUGGCCACAUCAAAUAUCCCAUUGAUAAAAUUCCGCUGCAUACACUGCCCCUCCCAUCUCAUGAGAUCCCCGUUGUCUGUGGCUCAGAUGGAUGGUUCGCAAGUGGAUUUUCACGCCUUUGGGAAUGUUUGAAAAACUCCAUUUAUGCCUCUGCCUGGGAACUUACUGAAAGCCCCACAAGCACAAAUUUGCACCAAACCUUUCAAAUCGUGCAGCUGGGGAAAGAAAGUCCAGCAGUCUGUAUCUGCAAGAGGCACUUAGGAGAAAUGUACCUGAGUGGAAAAGCCAUCCAAUCCUUCAGCUCAUCUGUCUUGAAAUUCAUCUUCAGCUGUGUAUUUAUAGAGUACAGAUAUUUUUUUAAUACUCCUUAUUUACCAUUGGAGGGGCAUCUGGUUUUAUGAAAGUCCUUCAUUCCUCUUCUGCAUUGACACAAACCUUCGCCCUGUUGAAGAGAUUCCUCCCUGUCUCUGUGUAUUUGACAACUGUGUUCCUAAGGAAUGUCCUGUCCUUUUUGAAGCUAAGGAAAUUGUGAGUGGUUUAAACUGAAACUGGUGCAUUGUGGGCUUCUUCAGGUGCAAUUUGUGUAAAAUCUAAUUGGUUUUCUUAGUUGCUUGGGGUGUGGGUUGGUUAGCUUUUGGGUCGUUGUUUUCCUAGUCACUAUGUGAUUUCUUGCAGUAAAGGAAAAAAUGUUUACAGCAAGUAAUACUUGAAAAGUGUAGACCUAGUGAGGCAACAUAUUUAUUGCUUUCCCACAUUGGAUUCACUGGUGCUUAUGCAAUCAGGACAAAUGGCAUUUGCAUUUUUUCCCCCUCACACCAUAUGCAAGGUCAUGGAAAGGUCGAGCAUAAGACUUCUAUGUCUAGUGGGAGGGAGACAAAAGGAAAUGGCACGCUCUACAUGCCUGUUAUUGGCUGUUGUCUUUGUCUUUGUCCAUGUGUCCCGUCUUGGGUUAGGUUUCUUAGCUGACCCUAACAGCCCAUUUCUUAGUGAUCAGUUGAAGGCUGCUGUCUGUGAGUUGUUGUUGUUGUUCCUUUUUUAAAAAAGAAAAAGACCAAAGCUUUCUUGUCCCUUUCGAGAGUGCCAAGUAGCAGGUGGGAUGCUGUAAAUAUUUCUCUCUGUAAUAAAUAUUGAUAUUUGUGCA
Messenger RNA from Lacerta agilis (Sand lizard), 7611 nucleotides. It is a transcript of the gene PLXNA2, whose product is annotated as plexin A2. NCBI's taxonomy places the organism in Eukaryota, Metazoa, Chordata, Lepidosauria, Squamata, Lacertidae. Gene Ontology annotation, cellular component: semaphorin receptor complex. The transcript has 32 exons. The coding region runs from base 317 to 6031 and encodes 1904 amino acids. Gene Ontology annotation, biological process: regulation of cell migration; regulation of GTPase activity; semaphorin-plexin signaling pathway involved in axon guidance. Gene Ontology annotation, molecular function: protein binding; semaphorin receptor activity. The record is from RefSeq and is a predicted model, not a curated record.